Molecule: messenger RNA, 1380 nt
Organism: Aspergillus campestris IBT 28561
Lineage: Eukaryota; Fungi; Ascomycota; Eurotiomycetes; Eurotiales; Aspergillaceae
Product: putative MFS pantothenate transporter
Exons: 2
Coding region: 1-1380 (459 amino acids)
Biological process (GO): pantothenate import across plasma membrane
Cellular component (GO): plasma membrane
Molecular function (GO): pantothenate transmembrane transporter activity
Source: RefSeq, a predicted model, not a curated record
AUGUGGAAAUCGGCGGAAUCGAAACUGCUCUUCAAGAUUGACUUCUUCAUCCUUACCUUUUGCUGCGUCACCUACUUCUUCAACUACCUCGACCGCUCCAACCUCAACAAUGCCUACGUCUCCGGGAUGAAGGAGGAGCUCUCCUUCCAGGGGAACCAGCUGACUGUCAUCAACGCCAUCUUCACCGUGGGAUAUGUCGUGGGCCAGGUGCCCUGUAACCUGGCGCUGACGUACUGGCGCCCGCGCAUCUUCUUUCCGGCCAUGGUCCUGUUGUGGGGCGGCCUGACCAUGGUCACGGCGGCGGUGUCGUCGCCCACCGGGAUCAUGGCGGUCCGCUUCUUCUUGGGAAUCGCCGAAGCCAGUACCUUCUCCGGUACGCACUACAUCCUGGGGUCGUGGUACACCGAGCGCGAGCUGGGGAAGCGCAGUGGCCUCUUCACGGCGUCGGGGUUGGCAGGCACCAUGUUCGGUGGCUUUAUCCAGACGGGGAUCCAUACCUCCCUCGACGGGGUGCGGGGACUCUCCGGAUGGCGCUGGUUAUUCAUCAUUGACGGACUGAUGACUCUGCCCAUUGCCCUCUACGGGCUCUUCCUCUUCCCGGACACUCCCACUACCACCACCGCGCCAUAUCUGACCGCCGCGGAGAAGGAGCUGGCCGUGUCCCGUCUCCCCGAUACAAACGCGGCGCGCAGCCCGCUCAACAAGGCCUUCCUCAAGCGACUGUUCACCUCCUGGUACUGGUGGGGCUUCGUCAUGCUGUGGGUGAUCGCCGGCGAGACCGAGUCGUUCUCCAGCAAUGCGCUGCUGGCGCUUUACAUGAAGGCGCACCCGACCAACCACUACAGCGUGGCCCAGCUGAACAACUACCCGACCGGGGUGCCCGCCGUGGGCAUCGUGUCAACGCUUUUCUGGGCGACGCUGACCGACGUGCUCGGCGGGAAGCGCUAUCUCGUGGGGUACUUCAUCGGGGUCACGGGGGUGGCCACCUCGGCGAUGAUCCUCGCCUGCUUCGACUCCACGACGACAGUCUUCGCGGCGUACUACUGGGCGGGCGCGGUGUACGCCUGCCAGGCGACGUUCUUCGCCUGGUGCAACGAUGCCAUGCGCCAGCAAGAUGCACGUCAGCGCUCAGUGGUGAUCGCCAGCAUGAACCUAGGCAACAACGCCAUCAACGCGUGGUGGAGCGUGGUUUUCUACUCGGCGGAUCUGGCGCCGCGCUUCACCCGCGGCAUGUGGGCGAUGAUCGGCUGUUCAAUCGCCCUGGCGCUGUGGACGACCGCCAUCUUGGUGCAGACAGUGCGCGAGGAGAAGCGAGGGGAGCCACCGACCUCGCUCGGGGAUGUGACCCCGGUCGAUCAUUCCAUCAAGAAGGACGGUUAG